Papilio polytes (common Mormon) is the source of this 5296-nucleotide messenger RNA. It is a transcript of the gene POSH, whose product is annotated as SH3 domain-containing RING finger protein 3-like. Bases 354 to 3335 code for a protein of 993 amino acids. The transcript is spliced from 16 exons. The record is from RefSeq and is a predicted model, not a curated record. Lineage: Eukaryota; Metazoa; Arthropoda; Insecta; Lepidoptera; Papilionidae. Gene Ontology annotation, molecular function: metal ion binding; protein binding.
UACUCCCGCCCCCGCUUCUUCUCAGUUUGUCGAAUGUCGAACGAAUCACGAAUGAAAUGAAAGAUAUUGAAAGGAAUAAGCGGCUAAAAAGGCAUUUCUUAGAUGUGUUUUGUUCGUUUUUUAUGUGAACAAGUGUAUAUUUCCGUUAACAAUUACUUCUGUGGAUAACUUGUUUAUUAUUUGUGCUAAAUGUUCUAUGAAGUUUUGUUUGUAAUUAUGUGCUGUUUCAAAGCGUUGGUGUGUCGAAUUUGUGAGUGAUCGUGGUGGUAUCCUGGUUCUGUGUCGUGCAGAGCAAUAAUGGUUCAACUUCCCGCUCGUAUCGUUGGAAUUUAAACAAUUUGGUUCCGAACGGCAUGGAUGAAGGUCUACUCAAUGAUUUACUGGAGUGCUCCGUGUGCCUGGAGAGACUCGACACCUCCUCUCGCGUCUUACCCUGUCAACACACGUUCUGUUUGAAAUGCUUGAAGGUGAUAGUAGAAUCGCACAAGGAGCUACGAUGUCCGGAAUGCCGGGUGCUGGUCGAGGCCAAGGUGGAGGAGCUGCCUCCCAACGUGCUGCUGAUGAGGAUCCUCGAAGGCAUGAAGAAUUCAGCUCCAAGGAAGAUCAGCGUUGUCCAACGGGCGCCCAGGAGUGGCCAUUCUCAGUCUCAGACGCAGCAAGGUGCGCGGACGGAAGCCAAGCAGCUGCCACCGCAUGCCCGCGCCAUCUACGACUUCAUAUCAAAGGAGCCGGGUGACCUAUCGUUUAAAAAAGGCGACACGAUAAUGCUGCAAAAGAAGUUGGAUCAUUUCUGGUAUCAAGGCGAGUGCUCGGGGAGAACUGGCAUGUUUCCUAUCACAUAUGUACAGGUAGUGGUAGCUCUGCCUGUACCGACCGCGUUGUGCAAAGCUCUGUAUGACUUCAGGAUGUCCGCUCCUGACGAAGAAGGUUGUUUAGCAUUUGAUAAAGGUGCAAUAAUAACAGUGCACCGGCGCGUGGACGAGAACUGGGCGGAGGGUCGGCUGGAGCGCCGCGUCGGUAUCUUCCCCAUCGCCUUCGUGGAGUUCAACCAGCCCGCGCGGCUGCUCAUGAACAGUGUCCCUCUAAACCGGGUAGUACCGCCACUACCCGCUGAAGAGACGAGGCCGGGACACUCUGAGCACAGGCAUCAUAGAUAUCAGCCCGUCUCCCUCUCCGCGCCCCCCAGCGCGCCUCCUAGCGCUCAUGGCAACUACCAGAACAUGGCCCCGGCGCCCGCCGCACCCCUCACACCCCUCACAGCCACUCCCCACAACUACCCCCCGCACGCCCACAGCAUGCUCACACAACCGCAGCAAAUACUAGUCCCGCAGACCGUCUCGCAUGGACCCCUCCUCACCAACAUGACGAGAAAUAUUGUCGAACCAACACAAACUAAACUAUCACUAGACUUUAUAAAUCAUUUUGUCAAUGUACAUAACAAUAAAACUGUCGGCAUACAAAAUGUAUCCCGCAUCAAUGAUUACGAACGAAUGAGAAUCGGCAAAUUCGAUAAUUACUCGCAAAAACCCGACACUACGUACCAAAAUGUAAGAACUCACGAACAUUUUCCGAUCUCAGUCGCAAAUUUCAAUGCAAAUAAUGUCAGCUCGGAUUCAAGUUCUAGUAUGAAUACGCCGUCAGUCGGUGUCAGUUCGACAACAACACCCAAUACUAGUUCCAACACAAGUACGUGUGAAAGUGCCGAACCCAGUUUACCCAGUUCCCCAGAUAAUAAUACCGAACGAAAUGCAACCGUAAACCAACCUAAUACGACUCAGAAUACAACGGAAUUAACUAAUGUAACCGGAGAUAACGAAGCGGAUACUUCAAUAAAUACUUCGAUGGGAGUUUUAAGUCUGAAUGAAAGUUCUACAGCAACUAAUACUUCAUUAAAUGUCAGUUUACCACCGACUGAAAGUCCUAAAAUGACAGCCAGUACGUCACAGAAUCAAAACGAAAGUCUAGAAAAUAAUGAUGCUUCUAGACUUGAUGUACCUUCAUCAUCUAAAAAUACACGCCCAAGUGGACCUGAUUCUUUACUAAACUUCGGUUUGGGCCUACAAGCGGCGCUAUCUCCCUCCCACGCUAAAGACGGGAACUAUCUGUCUCGCUCGCACAGAGAACAUCAUAGAGAAAGAGAGAAAAGACAUAGUUUGACUCCCUCUACACAUCUACAAGGGAAUCAUACACCGAUAAAUAGGCAUUCAGCUGAAAUCCUAGCGACCAGUCUUUUAGACCACGCCCCAGAAAGAGACAGAAAGCGCACAGAAAGAGAGGGAGAGAGAAGACGUCGUCGUUCUAGAAGUAACGAGCGCCCCCUACCUGCGGCUUACGUAGCUAUGUAUCCAUACAAACCGCAGAAGUCAGAUGAACUGGAAUUAAAGAAAGGAGGUGUGUACACGGUGACGGAGCGCUGCCGCGACGGCUGGUACAAGGGGUACUCGGAGAGCUCGCAGCGCUGCGGCGUCUUCCCCGGCAACUACGUGUCGGCCGCGCACCUCGCGCACCUCGCGCACCACGCACACGCGCACGCGCCGCACGCGCCCCACGCGCAACACACGCCGCACACGCCGCAUACACCGCGACCCAAACACGACAAGGCGGCAGUUCAAGCGAAUCCUAAAUCUGCACAAGCACCUCCCGACGCGCCGCCGAGGACUGCCAGCCCUACACUUGUUCAACCGCUGACGUACCCGUGGAGUGCGCAGGCGACACAACAAACUGCAGCCAAAACUGACAAGCCUAAAGAGAAGACGAAAUCAGAGAAAAUCUCUAUUUCUACGGGCGUUAGUUUAAUGAAGAGAUUGGCUGCUAUGAAGAAAUGCAAGUCCCCUCCCCCAGUCGGCUACAGUAUGGACAACCCCGUGUUCGAGGACGGCCCCGGCCCUUCCCUGGCCGCCCCCCACCCUGUACACGUCAGGUCGGGGUCGUGCCCGUCGCAGCUGCUGCGCACGCUGCCGGGGGGCGUGGCUGGGGGCGGGGCUGGGGGGGAGCGCGCCCGCCUCAAGGAGCGCGCGGCUAUGCUCGCGCUGCACGACCACAGAAUGCACAGAGCGAGCAACGAGGGUCCAUGGCAGAGUCAGCAUCGCAAGUCGCAGUCACUGGACGUGACAGUGGCUCGCCGCGACAGGCAUCACGCGCAGCCUGUCAAAGAAAGAUUCCGUUGCAUAGCGCCGUACCCGCCCAACUCUGAGUACGAGUUAGAGUUGAAGGUGGACGACAUCGUGGUAGUGUCCCGCAAGCGCGGUGACGGCUGGUACAAGGGCACGUUGCAGCGCACGGGACGUACCGGUCUCUUCCCUGCGUCCUUCGUGCAGAGCUGCCCACAGGACUGACGACCCGCCCACAGCCACGCCCUCAGCCACACCCACAGCCACGCCCACAGCACACACUAUCAUACACUAUUCUGAGACUAUAACUGUACUAUACACGGUUAUUUUUUAAUUACCACAAAAAGAAACCGGUGAAUAUACAGUCUUAAGUAUUUAGCUCAAAAGUGAUAAAGCUACCUAGCUUUUGCCCGCGACUCCGUCAGUACGAAUUUAAAAAAAAAUCAUACAAAGUAUAUGUUCUACAUUUGUACCAAAUUUCAUCAGGAUCCGUUGAGCCGUGCUAGAAAUAGCUUUUAAUAAACAUUCAGUCAUCUAAACUUUCUCAUUUAAAAUAUUAUAGUAAGAUUAACUGAUUACAAUUUUAAAAAUCCUGUAAUAACUUGAAAUCCUGUAAAAAAAAGAAAAUAUGUUGUCUAUUCUGUUGAUUGUAAUCAACCAAUUUUUUUAAUCAUUAUUUCAUUUCAAACUUUAUCAGUAUUGGCACUAGGUAACGGAUUUUAUUUCUUCUGUUAAUUAAAAUGUAAUCGUGUACAUUCAAGACACUGUAAAAUGAGGAUCGAACCAAAUAGCUGACUUAAUCUUACAUCGGUACGUACUUUAUUUCUUAAAAACGAAACGUAUACCGUAGUUACUCGUUUAAUGAUUUUUAUGUCAUUUAUUUACUGAUCUACUGAAUAAAAUUAAAUGCGUUUGUUGAUGACAAAAUAUAUCUAUUAGUUAGAAUUCUCACAACCGCGACUACAGCGCCAAAAUGGCGGCAAUGGGCACAAAUGUCAAGUCUUGUAUCCUGUCUAUGUAAUAGAGAUCAGUGAAUUUGAGUUUUAAAAACAUGUUUUUAAAAUUAUGAAUGCCAUGGUCUAUCUUUAUAUUCAUAAUUUUUGAUGACAUCGUUGCUUUUGGUCCCUUUUAAAAAUUCAAUUCACUGAAUGAAUACGUAGUUGCAAUAAUGGCUGGCCAUUAUAUUUUCUUUUGACUGAAAAGUAAAUGAUUUUGUACAAAAGUUUGUCAUAAAAUGCAAUUUACAUCACAAUGUGUUUGUAUAUAAGGUAAAUAAAUGGUAUUUUGUAAGUUAGAUGCUUAGCAAUUAAUAACUUAAUAACUUUAAACUUGAAUGUAUUACUUACAUGUUAAUAUGAGAAAUUUGUGUUGUAUUAAAAAAUUUAGUGACAAAUGUACGUUUCUCUUGAUAGGAAAAUAACAGUAACACAAGUGUUAUCUGUUGUAGAUCAGUGUUGCCAUUUUUGUGUACAAAAUUAUUAAAAAAAACUUUUUUAGAUAAUGGAAAUUAUAUGUUGAUUGUAGUUUUCAAAAUUUUUUAAAUACGUUCUUUUUGUAAAAAAUAUUUAACGGUAAUUUUUGGUAAUUACCAAAUUUAACUGAGGGCCAAUGCAUGUCCAGUGUGCGAAGUAAAUGUAUUUUUAUAGAGAUAGAAAUAUUGCAAAAUACCUUACAACUUUUACUCAAAACAAUAUAAUUUCCGGUAAAAAAUACUCCGCACACUAAAAUCUCAUGAUUAAAUUAUAUUUAUUAUCAAUUGGAUAAAAAAAUAUUAACAAUACGAAAUAAUAACUAUGUAAAUACUUCAUAGAAUUAGAGUGACCAUAGUUUACAAUUUUUAUGGGGCCGUAGACCAUCAGUUAGCAAUAAAAUAGCAAAUAUAAAGAUAUUUUUAUCGAAACUCAAACAAUGAAAGCAACUGCCUUAUUACAUACCUUACGGCUGGAUUAGAUGUAUAGUUUAAUAGGAAUUUUUCUUACCAUUUGAUAAAUACUACUAGAGGUUGCGUAGACAUAGAUAUUUGUCUUUAUCUUUCUUCUAAAAAUUAUAAGAUGUGAGAAAGAGAUAGCAAGUUUUUUAAUUGAAAUGAUAUUAAAUUGUUAGAAAAAAAAAUGUUGACAACACCUCUAGUAGUAGCUCCGUUUAAUUACUAAGAUUAAGAGAUAUUUUUAAACAAUUUUAGAUAU